Cheilinus undulatus (humphead wrasse) is the source of this 7937-nucleotide messenger RNA. RefSeq names its product MLX interacting protein. NCBI's taxonomy places the organism in Eukaryota, Metazoa, Chordata, Actinopteri, Labriformes, Labridae. The record is from RefSeq and is a predicted model, not a curated record. The transcript has 17 exons. Gene Ontology annotation, cellular component: nucleus. The coding region runs from base 240 to 2777 and encodes 845 amino acids. Gene Ontology annotation, biological process: regulation of transcription by RNA polymerase II. Gene Ontology annotation, molecular function: DNA-binding transcription factor activity, RNA polymerase II-specific; RNA polymerase II cis-regulatory region sequence-specific DNA binding; protein dimerization activity.
GCGACUCCAAAUACGUCAAAUAGUUCCCAAGACAAGUUAACUUCGGUCGUUUAUUAACCCACGAAGAGCUUUAAAAAUGAGCGUCCCGAGGACAAGGACUCCGCGGCUCAAAGUUAGGAAACUUUAACAAAGAGUCCGCUUGUUUCGGCUCUCUGUGUGGAAAAGCCUCAUGAAAGGGAGAGUUUUUAUUGUCCUAGCUUGGUGGCUAACGUUAGCUAUUUGUCUGGUGAGUUACAGACAUGGCAACUAGAGGGGAGAUGGCUCUUCGGCAGAAGUACCGUCGCCCUCCGCCGUGCAUAAAGCAGGAGCAGGAUGACGACUCGGACGUGGAGGAGACUCACCUAGGUUUUCGGAGGUCAGACGGGUUGGAGUCUCAGAUCAUCCACAGCGGACACUUCAUGGUGUCUUCGCCCCACAGCGAGCACCCUCCGAAGAAAGGCUACGACUUCGACACUGUCAACAAACAGACCUGUCAGACCUACCACUUUGGCAAGGCGAGCACGUCACAUCUCUCCAUAGACGCCUCUCUCACAAAACUGUUCGAGUGCAUGACUCUGGCGUACAGUGGUAAGCUGGUUUCUCCCAAAUGGAAGAACUUCAAAGGUCUCAAGCUGCUUUGGAGAGAUAAGAUCCGCCUCAACAACGCCAUAUGGAGAGCCUGGUACAUGCAAUAUGUGGCAAGAAGAGAGAAUCCUGUGUGUCACUUUGUCACUCCUCUGGACGGAACGAUGGACAUGGACAUCAAUCGUACCUCAGAGGCGAUGGCAGCAGAAGGGAAGUGUUGGAAAAGAAGAAUUGAAAUUGUCAUAAGAGAAUACCACAAAUGGAGGACAUAUUUCAAGAAAAGGUUACACAAGCACAAGGAUGAUGACCUCUCAAGUUUACUAAAGGGACCAGAGGAGCAGUUCUCGCUGUUUGGGGAAGUCUCUCCAGACAUGCUCCGUGUCUCCUUUUAUCAGGAUGAAGACACAGCUGCACGCCGCCUGCCUCGUAAGAAUAACGAAACACCCGCCCCCAUGGAGAUGGAGCCCCUCUUUGACAUGGAUGUUCUGAUGUCUGAGAUUUCAGACACGCUGUUCUCCACAUUGCAGUCACACCAGCCCAUCGCCUGGCCCAAUCCGAGGGAGAUAGCUCAUGCAGGGAAUGCAGACAUGAUCCAACCAGGACUCAUCCCCUUACAACCCAACCUUGACUUUAUGGACUCCUUCGACCCUCUGCAAGACUUAUUUCACAGCCUCCGUCAGCCCAUCCUCCCCUCUGUUUCCCCCACUGCAUCAUCUGUCACCCCUCUACCCAGCAGCAGCUCUCAGACUCAGGCCCAGCUAAUGUCCAUGCAGCUCCCAGCCAACCACAUCUCCCCUCCUGGCCCCCUGCCCAUCCCCUCUCCCAUGGCCGGUCAAACUAGCCGAGCAGGUGGCAGUGAUGCUGCUUAUGUACAAAACUACAUGCCUCUGUUUUCUGGGCAGGUGGCGCCCAGUGAAGCUGUAGUUUCCACUCAUGAUCCUCUAGAACAGUGCCUCUCGGGUCAGGACAUGGCCUCUGCAUCACCCAUGGUCCCCUCCCCCUUGGACAACACCUCAGUGCUGGGUGAGACUGUAGUGCCGUCUGUGACAGACUCGCCUGCUGUCACACCCAGCAGCACAGCUAACAACUUCAGCCACAGCCCAGAGUAUGGCUCUAUGUCCAGUCAAGCUCAGUCUCAGCCCCAGCCCAUGGCUCCUUUAGCUGCCACUCCUGUGCAGCACCCUCAGACUUUUGCCCUACCUCGCCCCUUUCAUUCAUCAAGUGCCAACAAGAACCGGCCUGUGCAAAGGAUAGCUCCAGCUACCACACUCCCCCAACCCCACCUCAUCUUCACAGGCACUUUCACAGGUCAUCCUAAUGCUGUCAUUGUAACACCCACGCCUCUGAAACAAGAGGUUGUCCAGAAUACAGGAGUGGUCAUCACACCUCAUCUUACAGGGGCUCCUGGAUUUCAUGUCAUGCCUCAGCAGCCUCCACAGUCGACUGUUCCCAAAGAGAAAUCUUUUCCUUCAAGCCGCAAAAAUCAAAAAGCCUCCUCCAGUGUUGUUCAGUCUGGAUCUGGUCAAGGAUCACCUUGUGGAUUAGAUCAAGUCCCCAGUCCACAGGCUCUGAUCAGCAGCAGCAGCACUCAACUGGUAAAGAAUGAACACAAUCAGGGCCGGAGGACAACGCACAUAUCUGCUGAACAAAAGAGACGAUCAAACAUAAACAUCGGCUUCAAAACGCUGUGCAACCUGGUUCCAAGCUUAAAGUCACAAUCAAAUAUCAGUAAUGCAGUCACCCUGCAGAAAACAGUGGAACACAUCGGGAAGCUGCAGCAGGAGAGGCAGCAGCUACAAGAGGAGGUCAAGAGAUUACGAGAGGAGAUAGAAGAGCUCAACACCUCCAUUAACAUGUGUCAGGAGCAGCUUCCUGCUACGGGUGUGCCCAUGAGGCGGCAUCGAACCGACCACAUGCAGGAGCAGUUCAAUGAAUAUGUGAAGAGACGAACUUUGCAGAACUGGAAGUUUUGGAUUUUCAGCAUCAUUAUCAAGCCUCUCUUUGACUCUUUUAAUGGGAUGGUUUCAACUACAAACCGUGCAGAACUCUUUCAGACAACACUGCAAUGGCUCGAUCGUCACUGCUCUCUUCCAGCACUCAGACCCAUGGUGUUGAGUUCCCUUCGCCAGUUGAGCACAACAACAUCAAUCCUUACAGAUCCAUCACUGCUGCCAGAGGAAGCCAUCAAAGCCAUCACUCACACGGACAUAUAGCCUUGCACUCAACGCAGAGAAUGACAUAUCACUACUCUACCUUCUGUCCGCUCAGAAAGGUGACCACGUCUUCCACAGAUCCACCACUUCCACUUCCUGGCUGACCUGUUCGGAUGCUGGUUCUACAUGUAUUUUGUUGUAUAGUGACUCUUGGGAUUAAUGCACACAUGAAGCUUCUGAGAACUUUUUUGCAGAAAUGGUUUUAACAUUUUAUUUUUGAAUGUCAGCGACAGCUGCCACUUUCAUCUAUGUAGGGGAUGAUCUUCUUAAUAUUUCAUCAGAAGGUGGUGAUUGUAGUUUGCUUUUUUGAACGAUAUUUAAACAGACUUCUAUAAUGUAAAAACAACAUUGUGUCAAAAAGGGAAAUAUUGAGUAAUUUUGUUUUCUCUCUCAGUUGUAUAAAGCGCAAGGAUAUGAUUCUUUUUUUCACAAGGAAAUUUAGAUGAAUGUCGGAUUUAUGUAGUGCUAGCUGGCAGUAUAGUUUUUAUGUUUAAUUGAGGCUUUGAAACCUCCCAGAAGGGCUUCACAUCAGAAUGUAGAGGGUCGCCUGAAAGAUGGUUAGGGCUUAAAGGAGAGGUGAGAAUCCAUCCCUCAUUUACUCAGGUGAAUGUUGUUUGGCCAGGUAACAAUAGCGGUGGUUUUUCCGUCCAUGCUGAAUGCAGACCUUUAUGCUACGCUCUCUGCCAAUCUCCACCGUAGUCUUCUUGAGCACAACGAGCCGUUCCACACAUGCACAGAAAUUCUGCCUGCACCUACUCUUCCACAAUUGUUUCUCACACCAAGUGAUUUUUCACUCUUGGACAGAGCACAGGAGCAGCCUGUUUUGCGUUUUUGGAGAUGCAUCCAUCAAAGGACUGAGUCUUUUUAGCUCUCUGUAGACCUGGCCUAUGGAGGACCCCUGAUUGAGUUUAAGCGCUGCUGGUCAAUGUUGAAAAAUCAACAUCAGUCAUACUAAGCCUGUUAUUUUACUAACAUUUAGGUUUAGAUAGAACCUUUAUGUUUGUAACAAUAUUGGUAGCUAUUUGACAGACUAUAACUUAACAUAGCUUUCGGUCACAUGACCUACAACAAGACCUGAGGGCAAGAAGAGUUUAGGAAAGUUGCAGCUACUGUUUACCAUUGUGGCAUCGGCUUGUAAAUUUUUCAUAUCUUCAAAACGACACAUGGCUACAACAGAAAAACAGAGAUGAUAAUUAAAACUUCCGCUAAAGUUUUAGGCAGUUUGAAACCUUAAGCCCAGUCCAGACCAAAGAUUCGCAACAAGAUGGGCUGAACCUCACAAAUGCUUGCAACAGGCCCCUCCACAACAUUUUAAAAGCUGACCAGGCCACACUGCUGUGACUAGAGGAGACGAUGCAUAAUUUCCAUUGCAAUGACCCUUACAGCCACUCAGUUUAAAGUGGUUUCUUCCUGUAGUUACUGCUAAAUAAAUCUGUCGCUACAACAGGAACAGUGCUGCACAUGAAGUGUUUUUUAUCAUAAUGUGUAACAUUUUUAUCAUGUAUGGGUGCAUGAGAGGGAUUCUUCACUAAAUUCCCCCUCGUCAUCACCAGUUUAGGGCAGAAAGGCAAUUUCACAGCACAUUUAAACACAAAGAUAUCUGCUGAGAAUACUUAAUUUUCCACAAAUUUAUCUCCUACAGCCUUAAUAUCUCACAUAUUAGCUCAAAUAGUCCCAAAUAGCUUACGUGUGCAGCUGAUGGAGGAGACAGGAGUGUUAUGGUGUUUUUGAGUGAAAAGUUAAGAAAAAGGAGAACGGAUGUAAUCUUUUUAAAAAUUGAUAUCAUUAAUAUGAAUGCUCUACCUUGAACAAAUAUUUGUUGGUAUUUGUAGCUUCAAAAAAUGAGAUUUUAAUUCCACAUUUAUCUGCAUGCAGUGCUCCAAAACCAGAGGUUUGCGACUCGCCAAGCUGAAUCAUUAGCAAUAUGUUUAGACGGUCGGAUUCAAGCUGCUACAGCUUGGUUUCGACAACUGCAGUUGUCAGCAGCGAUAUUCUGAAACAGUGUCAUCACAUUGUGAAUCUUUGGUCUUAACUGGGCUGUAUACAGCACUCAGGACACUACUAACCGCCAGAAACGACAAACUCCCAGCCAUAUUUUCACUACAGAGAAUUUUAUGCACCAGCGUAUUGAGUGAAAAACCCUUUCUUAACACUAUCACAAUGAUGAGAGUCUACAGAUGUACAAUUUUAUGUAUUUAUAUGUCAUUUUAGCCAAUAACCAUGCUGUUUCAUUCAUGAAGAGCAACAAACUCUUCUUCAAAGUAUGAAUGAUGUUAAAGCUUACAUUAGCUAGUUUAAGUUUAGCUGGAAGUAGUUCAGGAUGACUGUCACGCUGAAACAAUAUUUGAUGGCAGGAAUUGGGGAAGUCAGUUAGCACUACUGUCUGUUGUAACCCACAGAAACAUCAGUGCAUCUAGCAGCAUUAAUACAACAGCUCCUUUCUAGGUUUUCUUUCUCAGAUAGCGUUUUGUAGAAGUAUGACCCAGGCUUGUCUCCUCAUUGGUCAUUGCAUCCAGUUGAGCAACAGAUUUCUUUCAUUUUAAAAAUCAGCAGGAUUCUGGUUAAAGCAUGACGAUGGCAACUGAAGCCAUCAACCUCUCUUCAGCCUACAGCAGUAGGGAGCCUUUCUUGCCCCCAGGAGGCAAUUUAUUAAGAGUGGAAGUAGCUGAGAAGGGAAAAUGAGCAACAAAACUUGAGAUGAAUGUGCAGCAUAUUCAGAAAAUUUGCAAGAUAAAAAGCACAUGCAAAACUUAAAACAUGCUGCAAAUGGAACAGAUGUGCAGAAAAAAAAAGUCAUAAUGACCACAGUGACAAGAAGCAUGCUGCAAACAGAAAUAACAGUCAAAAAAUAGGCAAACUUAAGAGCAUCUGUGGAAGCGAACCACUGAAAAAAGAGGUCCUCCAGGUCUGUAGGAAAGCUGUGGAGUAGUGUACUAUUAAUAAGCAGGAAUUAAGGAGAGCAGACAUUAAUAUUUUGUUAUGAUGGGAUCCCUAGUAUCAGAAUACAUGCCAAACAUGCUUUAGAUCUAUCCUCACUGUCAAAGUAAGCAAACUUUCCCUUCUUAACAAAAUAUCAGUGCCUGUACUCCUGCUUUACCCCCCUGUUAGUAUAAACUCUGCCUCAUAGUGCCCCAACAGACCUGGGGGAUUUGCAGCAUUUUCCUUUUCCUGUUUUCUUUUCAAAAAAAAAUUUUUUUUUUUCUUGCCAUUUUUUAUGCCUUUAUUGAUAGAGGAGGAUCUAUCUACUUUUCCCUUUAGACCAGUGCUGUAUGCAGUUGGCAGUGACACGAUGAUUCAAAUCGUGUUACAAAGAUAUGAAAGCAUCUACAACACUUGUGCAGAAAAGCUUUCCAAUGAAGUUCUGUGCAUGAAGAUCAAAAAGCAGGAUUUCAACAUCAUCAUUCCCAUCCUCAGUGAAUUUUCUUGAUCAUUACCUGCUGUGUUUAAACAUAAAAUUGCUUUGACUUCUUGCAGAACUUUUACCUAGCAGGAAAAGGUGUGUAAGAAGGUUAAGAUUUGUGUUCAUACAAGCAGCUCAUUUUGAAAAUUUCAGGCAUUUUGUGCAUGUGUGAAAAGGCUAACUGUUUUCUUCAGAGCAGGUGAUGGCAUACUGGAGCAAUGUUGCUAGCAGCCCUCAUAGGGAGCAUAACUGAAAUUCAGUGCAGAUUCUUAUUGUAUAAACUAAAUUUACAUGUACAGUGUUAGAAGAUGUGAGCUGAAUGCACAGCAGCUGUAGGGGUCUUUUCUGGUCUUUGUUGAUCACUCAGGGCUGCGCUGAUCUGCGUUAUUUUUUAACAAAUGGAGUCAGGAUUUUUCUCAGUCAGGAAACCUGACUUCUGUGAGGGUACAGCUUACAUCACAUGGUUUGAUUUAAUGUUUUUUUUUUUUUUUGUCUGUUACACUUAUUUAUAAAGUGUGGUAACGACAGAAAAUAUCCAUCCGUCUGCUUUUUUGAAUAUGAGACUCUCAGAUAUAGAACAAAAGCCAUAUUAGACACGUGAACCCACUGGUUUAGUUCAUUUUAGUCAACGCUAUUGACAUUCAUCAGCCUUAUAGUUAAAAAAAGUGCCCUUACAUUUGAUCUCUGCAAGUAUGGAAGCCCAUUACUGCCAGUGAAAAAAGGAAAUGCAUAUCUGCGUAUUCAUGGAUUAAAGAAGUUAAGUCUUCAGUCAUAUUUUGCAGAUAAAAUAUAGAUACAAGGUAAAAAGUCAAAAAUAUGACAUAAAAGACAAAAAUCAUGACAUUUAAAAUAAUCUGACAUCAGUAGGUCCAUCAUAGAAAGUUGAAAUUAUAUUGUUUAAGAUAACUAGAACUGCCGCCUGGUGGUUAUGCACCUUUGUGAAAUAUUUCUGGCCAGAGAAAGUUCCAUGGCAGGUCUAGAGGAAAGUCUUGGGAGGUUUAUGUGGUGGUGUGCUUGGUAGAAAUCUUCUUUCUUUAGCAGUGUAGGAUCGUGGUUUGUAAUACUCCUGAUUUAAGAGCUCAUUAAGUGUAAAAGGGUCAGUUUGAGGCUUGAAAUAAUGACUGUUGACCCAACCAAAAGCAGGAAAAAACCAUAUUGAAAAAACAGAAAAUCCCAGAACAAUUUUUAAAAUAAUGUGCUCAAAAGCUUUAAGGGCACAGUGACCUUUGACCUCCAAAAAAAAACUUGAGUCAGAGUGAACAUUUGUUCGGAGUUUGAAGAAAAUCCCUGAAAGUAUUCUUGAGAUAUCACGCUCACGAGAAUGGGCGGGUGGGCUGAGGUGUGAAACAACAAUCCAAAAUUCUCAUCCAGGGCUGUCAUGGAAAUAAACACAUUGAGUUUGGAUAAAGUUAUAAAAGUCAGAAUUAUGAGAUUAAAAAGGAAUAAUUCCUGAGAUUGAUACAAUAUAUAGAAAUUGUUAGAGUAAAUCAUAAUCACAACAUGUAAAGCCAGAACUGUGCACUCGUUAUGUCAUUAUUAUGACUUUUUACUUUUCACAUCACAUUUCUGACUUUUUAUCCUAUUUUUUAAAUUUCUUUGAUAAUUACAAGUUCCUUCAAAUAAUUUAGAAAUUUUAUCUUACAACUCUUUUAUCCCCCAAUUUAAAUUUUUUAUGUUAUAAUUCCAACUUUUAUUUAUAUAACUUUUAUUCCAUGAUUUUGAUUUUUUUUUGUCUUGUGAUUUUGACUUUUCUUCUCACG